UUUAAUAUUCAGGGUAGUUUGGGUUAUUAGCCUAACCAUUAAUGAAAAUGUGAAAGGAAACUAAAAGAGCUAACAAAAAUGCCUCCAACAGUACAAACAGGUCCUAGAGAGGACAGAGACAGAAAAAGACCUGGUCAAGAGAGAAGAUCAGAGUUGGUAUGCAGAGUGAAAUAUAACAACACACUACCAGACAUACCAUUUGACCCUAAAUUCAUUACAUACCCAUUCGAAACAAACAGAUUUGUGGAAUACAAACCAACAUCAUUGGAGCGCAGCUAUAAAUAUGACCUUUUAACUGAGCAUGACCUUGGUGUCACGAUUGACUUGAUUAACCCGGAUACUUACAGGAUAGAACCAGGAGUGUACUUAGACCCAGAAGAUGAAAGACUACUGGAAGAGGACCUUAACACACCCACAGAUUCCAAGAGAUCUCGACAUCACAAUACAAAUGUGUCCUGGUUACGAAAAACUGAAUAUAUCUCCACAGAAUACAACAGAUUUACACAAAAAUCAGAUAACUCAGAAAGAAAAGUUGGAUUUAAGAUAAAACAGAUUAUGAAAGAUGAAGACAUUUACAAAGAUAGAGCAAGUCAGAUACAGGCCAUUGAUAAAACAUUUGAACAGGCUAAGGAAGAGAUAACUAAACAUUACAGUAAGCCUGGUGUGACCCCUGUCGAAGUGUUGCCUGUGUUCCCAGACUUUGAUCUAUGGAAACACCCAUUUGCCCAGGUCAUAUUUGAUUCUGACCCAGCACCUAAAGGUCGACCUCAACCUGCUCAGAUGGAAGAAAUGUCACAGGCCAUGAUCAGAGGUGCAGUAGAUGAAAACAAUGAGCAGUUUGUAGCCUACUUCUUGCCAACAGAGGAGACUCUGAACAAGAGGAAGAGGGAUGCAGAGGAGGGCAUUGAUUACAAUGCUGACGAUGAGUACGACUACACAUUGGCCAGGGAGUACAACUGGAAUGUUAAAAACAAACUUUCCAGAGGAUACGAGGAAACAUAUUUCUUUGUCUUCAGGGAGGAUGGAAUGUAUUACAAUGAGCUGGAAACUAGGGUCCGCUUGAGUAAGAGAAGAAAGGUGGGAGGUGCCCAGAUGGCGAAGUCACGUUUAAUUGUUAAACAUAGAGAACUGAAUGAAAGAGAAAUAGCAGCACAGAAUGCUCGACUGACGAUGUUAGAGCCACAACAAGAAGAGGAGGAAGAAGAAGAGGUACAGGAGGAGCAACUGGCAGGAUCAGAUGAAGAAUUCCACAGUGGAAGUGAGGCAGGAAGUGUUAAAUCCAGUGGCAGCCGCCGCAGCAGGUCAAGGUCAAGGUCACGCAGUGGCAGCCGCAGUCCGUCUCGCAGCAGGAGUGGCAGCAGAAGCAGCAGUCGAUCGUCACGUAGUCGCAGCAGGAGUGGGAGCAGAAGUCCCUCCCCCGCACGGAGUGAGAGUGAUCGGGGCAGCGAGAGUGACCGCGCCAAGAAGGAGGAAGAAGAAAUCUUUGGAUCUGCCAGCAGUUCUGAUGAAAAUUAAGACAGUUCAGCAAAAAUGUCAAAGGGGGUAAAAGUUCAGGGGCGCAGUAGCCAUUUAAAUACUGUUAUUACUGAAAAACAUUUUUUUUGUUUUUUCUUAAGGUUAGAGAUGCUUUUUCCCAAUUUUUUUUGAGACUCCUUUAAAGUUCAUGUACAAUAUGAUAAGUCAAUGCUGUCAUACUCUGGAGAAAAAGCUGCAAAGAAAAUUUGUAUUUUUAGGACUUUUCGGAAUAGUAGAUAAUUUUGCUGUACAUUUUAAAUUCAUUAUCAUGUUCAUUAUAUCAUGCAUCUCCAUGUAUUGUGCGUCUCAUGGCUGUAAAUAAAUGAUAUACUUGUA
Messenger RNA from Saccostrea cuccullata (small rock oyster), 1851 nucleotides. Its product is annotated as RNA polymerase II-associated factor 1 homolog. Bases 79 to 1515 code for a protein of 478 amino acids. NCBI's taxonomy places the organism in Eukaryota, Metazoa, Mollusca, Bivalvia, Ostreida, Ostreidae. Gene Ontology annotation, cellular component: Cdc73/Paf1 complex. The transcript is spliced from 13 exons. The record is from RefSeq and is a predicted model, not a curated record. Gene Ontology annotation, molecular function: chromatin binding; RNA polymerase II complex binding. Gene Ontology annotation, biological process: transcription elongation by RNA polymerase II.